Pyricularia grisea is the source of this 651-nucleotide messenger RNA. RefSeq lists its product as uncharacterized. NCBI's taxonomy places the organism in Eukaryota, Fungi, Ascomycota, Sordariomycetes, Magnaporthales, Pyriculariaceae. The coding region runs from base 1 to 651 and encodes 216 amino acids. The transcript is spliced from 2 exons. The record is from RefSeq and is a predicted model, not a curated record.
AUGAAUCCUUUUUAUUUUAUUCUUUGUUUUAUUACCCUCGCAAGCAGCGGUGCAGUAAAUCCGGCUCACCGGGAGAAUAAUCUCGAGGCGAGAGCCAGUAGUGGGGGAGUCUCGAUAGAUCAGUAUGAAUACAACAAACAACUCGGAAGACCUCCACCCCGUAUAGUCGAUGGAACAAGAUUCCAGGUUUGGAUACGCCUCAACCAGGAAAUUCCGACGGACGAGUUUUACAAAAAUGAUAUGGGCUUUACGCACAAUGCAUUGAGAGACCUUAUCGGAAGAGCAGGCGGCAAGCAUACCGACGUAGUUAUCGGCAGAGGGGGACAAUGGGUCGAAUAUGGACUAUUUUUCAAAGAUCCACUAUGGAGGAAUUUUGCUGAAAGCGGCUUGGGUUACGAGACAAUAAUUAACGUUCAGGACCUGCGGAACAUACAAGGCGUUAAAUGGACUUACGUGGGAUUGAUUCAUCGCAAUGCAAUCAAAUCGGCAGUUGAUCGUGUAUUGCUGAAGAAAGCCGAAAGUCUGAAAGGAAAGCCAUAUUCAACCCAAGAUUGGAAUUGUAUAACUUUCGCUGCUGACUUUGUAAAAUGGCUUAAACCUCUUAUAUAUUAUGAUCCCUCGGUGUUGACAAGUCUUGGUGUGGAAAAUUAG